This is a messenger RNA of Theobroma cacao (cacao), 9285 nucleotides long. The record is from RefSeq and is a predicted model, not a curated record. NCBI's taxonomy places the organism in Eukaryota, Viridiplantae, Streptophyta, Magnoliopsida, Malvales, Malvaceae.
CACUCAUUGCUUUGUCCUUGUCUUUUCCCAGCAGUUGCCUCUGGCCUUCAACACCACAUACAGUCCAUCCAUGAAUCAGAAUUCCACGGCUGCAAGUCAAUACCCAACUCAAUUAUUAAGCGAUCCUCACUAACUUCUCUAACUUUCAUGCAACAAAAAUACGUCUCUUUUCCGCAUACUUCAAUCUCCAUUUUUUAUUUCUCUCUUUCUUUCUUGAGCAAAACAAUCAUGUCUGUUGUUGGGGAAGCUGCUCUCACAGCUUUCUUUGAUGGGUUGUUUGGCAAGUUAUCCUCUUCUGAUUUCCUCGACUUUGUCACUGACAAGCAGGUCUUCGAGGAGAUCAACAAGUGGGAAAAGAUGCUGCGGGAUAUCCGUGCCGUGCUUGAUGAUGCAGAGGGGAAGCAGAUGAAGGAUCAGUAUGUGAAGAACUGGUUGGCCGAUCUUCAAGACUUGGCUUACGAUGUUGAUGACAUUUUGGACGAGUUUGCCACUGAAGCUUUGGGGCGCAAGUUGACAUCCUUGGAGGAACCUCAAGGCAUCAAAAAUAAGGUACAAAAGAUCAUUCCUACUCGUUUCUCUCCAAAAACUUUCAUGUUUAAUAAGAAGAUGGUGUCCAAGAUUAAAGAGAUCAGUGCUAGAAUAAAUGAUUUGGCCACAAAAAGAACUCAAUUGGAAUUGCGAGGCAUUAAUGAGGGAUCAAGGUCCGAUAGAAUGAUACAAAGGCUUCAGCCUACUUCUUUGGUGGAUGAAACUCAGGUGUACGGUAGGCAAGAAGAAAAGGCAGCAUUACUUGAAUUGCUUUUGAGCAAUGAUGGCACUGACAAUGAAGCUUCUGUGAUUCCCAUCAUUGGCAUGGGAGGAAUUGGCAAGACAACUCUUGCACAACUUCUCUACAAUGAUACUCGUAUAGAGAAUUCUUUCGAGUACAAGGCAUGGGUAUGCGUUUCUGAAGAUUUUGAUGCCGUUGGCAUAACAAAGAGAAUUCUACGGUCAAUCACUCCUGGUUGUUGUACCGAUGACAAUGAUCUCAAUUUACUUCAAGUCGAGUUGAAGAAGAUGCUGGCCGGGAAAAAGCUUUUGCUUGUCCUGGAUGACAUCUGGAACGAUAAUUAUCUGGAGCUGACCAACCUACUCUCUCCAUUUGGAGUUGGAACCAAAAUUCUCGUCACAACACGGAGUCACGAUGUUUCUUCUAUUAUGGGCACUGUUGAAGCUUACCCACUACAACAGUUAUCAGAGGAGGAUUGUCUAUCUGUAUUUUCUCAGCAUGCAUUAAGAGCAAAUGAUUUUAGUGGGCAUCCUGAAUUAAAAGAAGUUGGGGAAAUUAUAGUGAAAAAGUGCAACGGCUUACCUUUGGCAGCUAAAGCCAUCGGUGGUUUACUACGCACUAGACUGGACUAUGAGGCAUGGAAAGGUAUAUCAGAAAGCGAGAUAUGGGGCAUACCAGAAGAGAAAUGUAGCAUAAUUCCUGCUUUACGAUUGAGCUAUCAUCAUCUUCCUUCACAUUUGAAACGAUGCUUCGGAUAUUGCUCUAUACUCCAUAAGGAUUAUGAAUUCGGGGAGGAGGAGAUAAUCUUGUUAUGGAAAGCAGAAGGUUUUCUACAACCAGCAAGCCCUGGAACUCAACUCGAAGUUCUAGGUAGUCAAUAUUUUCGAGAUCUAGUAUCAAGGUCAUUUUUUCAAACAUCUACUAGGAACAAGUCUCGAUUUGUAAUGCAUGAUCUUGUCAAUGAUCUGGCUCAAGCGGUUGCAAGGGAAAUAUGCUCCAAAUUGGAGAAUGAUAAACAGUUGAGAUUUUCGGAAGGUACUCGACAUUCAUCUUAUGUUUGUGGUGAGUUUGAUGGAAUGAAAAAGUUUGAAGCCUUCAAUCGAACAAAGCAUUUACGAACCUUUCUACCGUUGUCUGGAUCGUCGUGGGCAUGCGAAGGUAAUUGUUAUCUAAGUAACAAUGUUCUCGUUGAUUUGCUGCCCAAACUUCGAUGCUUAAGAGUUCUUUCUUUGAAAGGGUAUCACAUCAUUGAGUUACCAAACUUUUUUCAAAACUUAAUACAUUUGCGCUACUUGGACUUUUCUCAUACUAGAAUUACAAGCUUGCCUGAUUCAACCUGCACCCUUUAUAAUUUAGAAACUUUACUAUUAUAUGGGUGUAGAUUGCUUCAAAAUCUACCCUCAAAUUUACAAAUUCUAGUCAAUUUGCAUGUUCUCGACAUCACUGAUACGUCUUCAAUGAAAGGGAUGCCGUUUGGAAUUGGUAACUUAACCAAUCUUCAAAGAUUAUCUGAUUUUGUUUUAGGCAAAGGUGAUGGAUAUCAUAUACAAGAGAUGAAGAAUUUGUUAAAUCUCAAAGGUAAGCUUUGUAUCUCAGGGUUAGAGAACAUUGUUAAUGCUCAAGAUGCAUGGGAGGCUAAGUUAAUAUAUAAGUCAGGCCUUGGCGCAUUAGAACUAAAGUGGAGCAGAGAAUUUGAUAAUAAUAGAAAUAAAGAAGUUGAAGAAGAGGUGUUGAAUUUGCUUGAACCUCAUAAAAAGCUUGAAGAGCUCUUCAUCCAGGAUUAUGGUGGUACAAAAUUUCCGAUUUGGAUGAAUUUUUCAUUACAAAAUUUGUCGUCUUUGGUUCUCAAGGGUUGUAAAAAUUGUGUAUCACUGCCAUCACUUGGAAAAUUACCGUUACUGAAGAAGCUUUCUAUUGUUGGAAUGGAUGAGUUAAAUAAGGUUGGCAUUGAGUUCUAUGGGGAGAAUCAAUCAAACGCAUUUGCUUCGUUACAGAGUUUGAGCUUUGAGCAUAUGCCAAGAUGGAAGGAAUGGGACUUGGUUGAUGAGCAAGGUGUGAAAUUCCCUAGCCUCGUCGAGCUUUGCAUCAGUGACUGCCCUCAAUUGUUGGGAACGUUGCCUAACCGUCUUCAUUCCUUAAAGAAGCUCGCAAUAAGGUUCUGUAGACAAUUGGUAGUUUCACUUUCAAACCUUCCAAAGCUGUCUAAAUUGCAAAUAUGUGAGUGUGCGGAGUUGGUGCUGAGAGAUGAUGCAGACUUUCUCUCAAUAAAAGAAGUCCGUCUUUCAAACAUUGGAAAGUUUUCUACUCCAACGGAAAGGCUGGUAUCAACAUCAACAACAUUGAAGCAUUGUGAUCUUCCUGAUUGUGAGGGAUUGACAUAUUUAUCGCUAAAGAUGUUGGGACUGUUGGGAUCUGUCCGUAAAUUGGAAAUUUUUGAAUGUCCACAACUUGUGUUGUUAGAGCCAGAUGAGGUAGAGGAGGCAGAAGAGGAGCUGUUUCAAGUUGGGAAUCUUUGCAAUAUUGAAUCUUUGAGAAUAUGGGAAGCUGGUGUCCAGAUGGACUCUUUGAGAAUAAGAAAGCAUUUUCUCCCAUUUCUUACAGAGAUGGAAAUUGAAGAUUGCCCAAACAUAGUUUGUUUUGCAAAGAACAACUUACCCCCGCUUUUGAAAAAGUUGGAGAUUGCAAAUUGCAAGAAUUUGCGAUGUUUGGUGGAUGAAGGAGAAAAUAUAAGCAUCACUAACAUAUCUCUUCUUGAGCAUUUGAAUAUUAUUCGCUGUCCAUCUCUAAUAUCAUUAUCAUUACCUGUUAAGCUUCGACGUCUUUAUCUUCGGGGUUGCUUAAAGCUAGCUUCCUUAUCAGAAAGUGGCAAGUUACCCAUAGGGCUUAAAGGGCUUUACCUUUCUUUCUGCCCAGAGCUCGAAUCCAUUGCAGAAGUAAUUGACGAAAAUGCUUGUCUUGAAUCUAUUAGCUUCUGCAAUUGUGGUAUUAAAUCUUUACCGCAAGGAUUAGACAAGCUCAACCAUCUUCGGAGUAUUGAAAUAAAUAGAUGUUCAAAUCUAGUCUCGUUGGAAGGGUUUUUGCCCACCACCAAUUUGACUAACCUUUGGAUCUCUGAAUGUGAAAAUUUGCGAGCCCUGCCCAAUUGCAUGCCCAACCUCACGUCUCUUCGAGAAUUGACGGUUUGGAAUAAGUCAGGUGAUCAGAUAUCCAUUCCAGAAGAGGGUAUCUCUGCCAACCUCACAUCACUUAAAAUCUCAGUACCAAGAAAUUAUGAGUCUCUAAUUAAGUGGGGAUUGCAUAGACUCACCUCUCUUAAAACACUUGAUAUUUCUGGGAGAGGAUGUCCGAAUAUGGUGGCGUUCCCACCAGAGGAGAUAGGAAUGAUGCUGCCUCCCGCUCUCAUGAAAUUGAGCAUUAAAAAUUUCAAAAAUUUGAAAUGCCUAUCCUCCAAAGGCUUUCGAAACCUAACCUCUCUUCAUCAUUUGUCCAUCUCCUCUUGCCCUAAGCUCACAUUUCUUCCUGAAAAAGACAUGCUUCUCUCACUUUUGAAGUUAUGCAUUGGAGAUUGUCCAUUGCUAGAGGAAAAGUGCAAAAGGGGCAAAGGACGAGAGUGGUCCAAGAUAGCCCACUUACCUUGCAUUAAAAUUGAUGUGUGAUAGUAAAGCGAAAGUCACAGGCAGUUUAAAAGCUUUAGAAGGAAACUUGGUGGGAAACUAGGCUUCCCACCUUUUCAUCUAAAUGGCAGAAUCAGUGUGUAAUUAAUUGUUGACAUAUGAAAAUGCUGCAGAGGCUGACGAAUGGAGCGGCAGAAACCUGAACAAGAAUCUGAAUAAGGGAAGAAUGAAUUCUGGCCUUCAAAGGUGGUGGAUAUCAGAUAUGAGAGAUGAAGAAUUUGCGGAAUCUCAAGGGUGAGAUUUCUAUUUUAGGGUUGCAGAGCAUUGUUAAAGCUCAAGAUGCAUGAGAAGCUAAAUUGAUUGAUACUUGGGCCUCAAUGAGUUAGAAGUGGAUUGCAACUUUUGACAACAAUGCAAGAAAUAGAGAAGUUGAAGAAGUGGUGUUGAACUCGUUGAAUUAUGGCUGUCUUUGCUGCAUUGCUGCCACAGGGGAUUAGUUUCUACACAUUUGGAAACCAGCUUGGUUGGAUUUAGGAUCAUACCGGCAAUUAGAAAAUGAUCACUGUUGGAAUCUCUUUGCAUUGAAGGAAUGGUUAGGGUGAAUAACAUUUGUGAAGCAAUUGGGAUCGCUUGGGAGCCUAAUGUCUGUCCCUUGGCUGAGAAUUUUGCAUUGUUCACAACUUGUACUUGUAUCAUUAGAGCCAGAGGAAGCAGAAGAGGAGUAUUUGCAACUCGACAGGCUUUGCAAGUUUGAAUGCCUAACAAUUACGAAAUGUGAAUGACUUCAAAGGCUACCAAAGGUCUCGCAUUUGGUCAUGUUCCUUGCAGAUAUACAGAUUGCCAGUGCCCAAGAAUGGUUUCUGUUUUAACGAAUGACCUACCUCCGACUUGAAGAAGAUUGACGAUUGAAGAUUGCAAGAAUUUACCAUGUUUGGUGGAUGAAGAAGAAGAUACUAGCAGAACUUCACCUCUCUCAAGGCAUUGACGUUGGUUGGCUGUUCAGCUGACAUAUCCUUUCUAGAAUAGGUUUUCCCUACCAACUUAGCAUCACUUGACAUCACAGCACCUGCAUAGACUCAGCUUUCUAAAAAACUGUCUAUUAAUGGUGAAGAAUGUCUAGAAGUGGUUUUGUUUCCACAAUAGGAGAUAGGAAUGAUACUGCCUCCCCCUCUCAGCGAUAUCACCAUAAUUUUGAAAACCUGAAAUAUCUAUUCUCCAAGGGCUUUCAAAGCCUCCCCAUCUGGUAGUCUUCAGAGAUCAGUGAUUUCUCUAAGCUCACAUCUCUUCCAUUAAGAGACAUGCUUCUCUUGCUUGGUCAUCUUCAGAUUGAUGAUUGUCCUUUGCUAGAAGAACGAUGCAAAAGGGAUAAAGGACAUAUCUUAUGUUCAAAUCAAUAAUGAACAAAAUUAUCCCAAAGAAGUUGAAAUCUCGAAAUUGAAAGCAAAAGCCACAUUUCAGGAUUGAAAGCUACAAAGUGUAGUUGGUAUAUAUAGCUCCAUUCAAAGAUCAGAUAUCUCAAAAAACCUCUUGCCGUGAAUUUGCUGAUUCGUCAUUUAGACUUAUGAAACUGUUAAAAAGAUCAAGGAUGAAGAGGAGUGUGUCCCCACCAACUGAAUGUUACUUUGGAUCUCUGCUGCUAAAAUCUGUAUACCAUUAUUACAUCGGGGAGUGCGUAUACAAAUCUGUCAUGGACAACUUCCCAUUGGUGGUACUGAUGCAGCCGACCAACUUUCAAACUUUCCUUGUCAUCGGGAAGUUCCCAAUUUGGAAUAGUAGCACUACAAGAGCUUUCAGAACCUCUCCUUGCUCAAAGAAGUCUGAACAUGAUUAGGAAACACUGAGGAUGAAUUCAGCAUCCAGUUGUAAUCUAUUGGCCAUAAAAUCAAUGCAAUGCAGAGUGAAUCUUCAAUGCCUCCACAUGAAGCAAAAUGUGUCACUAGUGGCAGCACCCGGUAACAUACAUCGUUGCAACAUGUCACCACCAAAAGAGCGAUUGAUGUCAUUGACAGUCAAGGUUUUCUUUUCUAAUACUAUGAAUCAGUUGGGUAAGAGUAAGUUUUUAGAAAAUUUGCUUCAUUUAUCAUUUCUCUUUGCAAAAAAACUUGUUAAAAUUCAUCAGUAGUAUCAUGACUAAUAGAUUCACACCGAUCCUGUAAUAAAUUUCAUAGAUAGACUUUGUAAUGUGCCAUACACUAGUUGAGCUUUCAGUUUUCUUUUUUCUUUUUCAUUAUUAUGCUCUUUAAAGUUUGUAUACUAUUGCAUUGGACCUUCAGAAAGGAUUAAUUUUCUUGUGCUUUUGAAUUGAGAUUAUGAGAUGUAUAAUAGAUUCAAGCUAAAUGUUAAUCUCUUUUUCCUACUCUUCCUCCUUUCUCCGUGUCCUCUUCUUUGGCAAAUAAAGAGAUCCACCAGAGUUCAAUACAAGAAAGGAACUGAAAAUUUUUAUGGCUUUCCUCUGAUGAUGUUAAGCCAUAAGCUUCCACCCAUUGCAGCAUGAGCAGGCCUUAAAUCUUCUUUUCUUGCUGAUAGCAAUCUAACUUCUCUGUUACUUGACUGUGGCCAUGCUUAAAAUUUCUGCAGAUGAAAACACAUUUUUUCCUUUUGUUGGAUAUGUGCAGUGCAUGCCUUCAUUUUUUCAGAAGGUGUUUGUCUUUGUUAUCAAUUGGGCCAAAAAGGAGUGUUACAAUGGUAGACGAUAGUUUUUACACAAGAGUUCUACCAAUGUUUUUCUCUGUUGGUGCCUCAUCCUUAGUUCCUUGUAAGUCUCACGAAUGGCUGGGAAUAGGUAUGUUGUUUUAUUGUUUUUUGACUAAAAUUGCAACUCGAUGUCAUAGCCUUGCCCCUGAGAUAGAAUGUUACACAAGGGUUCCACAUUCUGAAGCCAUCCUUUUGUGAAACUUCAUGCGCAGCAUCAACGGUGCAUAAAAGAUAUUAAAAAAUAUAAAUAGGGUCACAAACUCCGACAUUUUGAAGCCCUUUUUCUUCUAGUGCAUGCCAGAACCAAAGAAGCUGAAGAUCAAGUUUCCUACUAGUUUAGUGUCAAUUUUUUAUGUUAAUAGUUAUUCUGUUUUUUCUUCUUGGUAUUUUGCAUACAUUCAUUAUUAUUGACAAUUUAUUAUUGGGAAUUACUCAUGUGUGUUCUGGCUGUUUUCAUAAUAGCUCCAGCUUCCAAAAUGUGAAAUUGAAAAGCAAACUGCUUCAAAUUGUUCGUAUUUGCAGUUUUGUAAAACUUCUUUUUUCUUUUAAUUCCUUUUGUGCUUCAGCAUUUAUAGGUUCUUUUGGCUGUUUUGAAUGGGACUGAGCUGAUGGAGGCUGUCAUAAUGAUAUACCUAUUGAGGAGAUCAAAGCCAAUGUGGCAGGAUUCUGUCAAGAAGAGGCUUUGCUUCGAUGCCUGUGACAGUGCCAAGAUUGUUGCUGAUGCUGUUAUCUCUGAUUUCAAUGAAGUCCUGGAGGCUGUUGCUCGUUAUCCAUCAUUUUAUGGAGCAAUUGAUGGGUUGUGCAACAACUACUGAGGCAAGACUAAAGCAGAAUGGAUUGUUGUGACAAAUUAUUGACCUGGCACUAACGUGGAGUUUUCUGCAGCACUAAUUCAUGGGAUAUAAAACACUGAUGAAGUCUCUAGGCCACUUGUACCUACUUUCACUGCAUUAUUUUUCUUAUACAUUCUUUUGGGGAAAUGAAAAGGGGGUGAGAGGGGGGAUGCUAAUUGGUAUAUCAAUAAAGUUUAUCACUGUUUGCUACAGGAUACUUAUUUGCGUUCAGGUGAUGCGUCCUAACCAGGUAAUGGGUAUGCAAUCAGGGAGCUAAUCUCUACGAUCCAAACACAGAAAUUCAAUUAUAGCCAACUGGUCCUGAGAAAGGGAAAUGAGUGCCAAUAGUAAAAUUACCAAAAGAUAUUUGCAGAACCUGAGGUCUCUCAAUCGGCAAGGAUGAUAAGAAGUUACUGACCUUUCUUGGGAUGUAGACUGAAUUCUGCUUUGGGUUUGUAGGGAUCAUUUGUGUGUUCAUCACUGCUACUGCCACCACUGCUGCUGCUACUUUCCCUUUUUUUUCUUAGGUUACUCAGGUUCAUAUACUUAGGCAUGCCUCUUUCGCCUGAACACUGUUUAGGACCCUGGUGUCAAGAGGUUGAGGAGGAUGGCAAUCAUUUUCUAUAUUUAUGUCAAUGUUCUUGGAGUUCCGGAGCAAGUUACUUUCUCCGACGAUGCUAUUUUGGUCUCAUCCCCUUUGCAUCAAAUUCCUCUUGCAAUGCUUCAGAGCCUUUUCUGGAUUACUCAGGUGGUUUGCUUCCUAUUCUGCUGCUUCUCCAUGGCUAGUAAGAUAUGAGGUUGGCUUUAAUGAGAAAAGGUGGUGGGUGAAUGAGAUUAUUUUUCUUAAUAAGCUUUGUUCUCUACAUUGGCUUAGAGCUUUGGCUGAUGGCAUCUUGUUUUUGGACUAAGAUUCUGUAGCUUUAAGGAGACUUGGUGAAGUCUCCUUUGGUAAAAUCUGUUGGGAUGUUAAUGGCCUUGCUGACUCUUUAGUGUAUAGAACUGAUAUGUUAAUGGCUUGGUGGUUAUACUCAGUCGCUCUGAUAUUUGGUGCAAGUUUUUCGGGAGGCUGUUAAAUUAUCUCCACCCUUUGGGCACCAUUGUACUAGGCCUGUUAUUAGAGCUUUUAUGGUGUGUACAUUUUUACUCUUUUGGGUGUUAUUUUAGUCCGGUGAGACUGCUUCUUAUCCGUGUCCCAGGUGUUGUAUUUUUUCUUUCAGCUUUCAGUAACAUCUAACCACAACAGAGAUGCAAAAUUGGUGUAGCAAACCAUUGUUUGAAGCAUGUUGCCCUGUCAAAUUUAUCAUCUGUUGAUUGCCAAUGGCAUACAGAAGAAUUGAACAGUUAUUUGAUAAAUAAGAUUCAAUGUUUGUAUUCU